AUGGCCAUCUGCUCCGCCUGCCGUCGGGCGGCUCUCUCGUCGCUACGGCUAUCAUCCUCACGCUUCAUAGCAUAUCGCACAGUAGCGACCGUGCCGCACACACAAAAUGCCGCUCCAGCCAACCCACCUCCCUCGACAGCCCAGCAGUCUACACCAGCCACAUCUUCGUCAAAUCCCACAGACACACAACCAUUCUCCUCUCCAGAGAUUUCGCCUCAAAGUACCAUGCAAGCUGCCAAAGCCGAUCUUAAAAAAAUCCCCGGAACCACAAAGCUCCGAGGCUCGAUAGAAGGAGGCGCAGAACUCAGGAACAUCAAUUACAUCAAAGGCAGCCCGCCAGUUCUCGCGAUGGAGGACGACGAAUACCCUGAGUGGCUGUGGACGCUCCUGACUCCCAAGGCUUCAGCGAUAGAAGGCCAGCUCGCAAAGGGCGAUCUCGCUGAAAUGACGAAAAAACAACGCCAACGCUACGAAAAGAAGCAAGAGAAGCUGCGCAAGUCCAUGCCAGUACAGAUCCCGCUGCACGAGCAGUCCAUCGAUCUGACGCCCGCGGACGCAUCGGCGACGGAGAGCCUGUCGAAGCGCAUGGAGCUGACCAAGAGCCAGCGCGACGCCAGGAGGAAGAGCAUUCGGGAGUCGAAUUUCUUGAAGACGAUGUAA
Messenger RNA from Cyphellophora europaea CBS 101466, 660 nucleotides. RefSeq lists its product as uncharacterized. The transcript is spliced from 2 exons. Lineage: Eukaryota; Fungi; Ascomycota; Eurotiomycetes; Chaetothyriales; Cyphellophoraceae. The coding region runs from base 1 to 660 and encodes 219 amino acids. Gene Ontology annotation, cellular component: mitochondrial large ribosomal subunit. The record is from RefSeq and is a predicted model, not a curated record. Gene Ontology annotation, molecular function: structural constituent of ribosome.